UCCCAGAAGCCUUGGAGAGGGAGAAGUACUUUCACGCGUUCUGCAGACAGUCUAGCGUGGAACGUUUAGACAGCGCGGUUUGAUUCUUGGCUGGAAGGCGUGCGCUUUUUUGCUUGGCCAGCCGCCGCCUUGCGGGCCUUGCGGGCCUUGGUGGGGGGUUGGGAGGGGCACAAGUUUGGUCUAUUUCCAUAGGUAUAGGAGCUCGCGGCCGGCCGCGCAGCGCCUUGAUCCGGCCUCACCAUGUUAGUGCUGUUUGAAACGUCCGUCGGCUACGCCAUCUUUAAGGUUUUGAAUGAGAAGAAACUUCAAGAAGUUGAUAGUUUGUGGAAAGAAUUUGAAACUCCAGAGAAAGCAAAUAAAAUAGUAAAGCUAAAACAUUUUGAGAAAUUUCAGGAUACAGCAGAAGCAUUAGCAGCAUUCACAGCCCUGAUGGAGGGCAAAAUCAAUAAGCAGCUGAAGAAAGUUCUGAAGAAAAUAGUAAAAGAAGCCCAUGAGCCCCUGGCUGUAGCUGAUGCUAAACUAGGAGGGGUUAUAAAGGAAAAGCUGAAUCUCAGUUGUAUCCAUAGUCCUGUUGUUAAUGAACUUAUGAGAGGAAUUCGUUCACAGAUGGAUGGAUUAAUUCCUGGGGUAGAACCACGUGAAAUGGCAGCUAUGUGUCUUGGAUUGGCACACAGCUUGUCCCGAUACAGACUGAAAUUUAGCGCAGAUAAAGUGGACACAAUGAUUGUUCAGGCAAUUUCCUUGUUGGAUGACUUAGAUAAAGAACUAAACAACUACAUUAUGCGGUGUAGAGAAUGGUAUGGCUGGCAUUUCCCUGAAUUAGGAAAAAUUAUUUCAGAUAAUUUGACAUACUGCAAGUGUUUACAGAAAGUUGGCGAUAGAAAGAAUUAUGCCUCGGCCCAACUUUCUGAAUUACUGACAGAAGAAGUUGAAGCAGAAGUCAAAGCAGCUGCAGAGAUAUCUAUGGGAACAGAGGUUUCAGAAGAAGAUAUUUGCAACAUUCUGCAUCUCUGCACUCAGGUGAUUGAAAUCUCAGAAUAUAGAACCCAGCUCUAUGAAUACCUGCAAAAUCGAAUGAUGGCCAUUGCACCCAAUGUUACAGUCAUGGUUGGGGAAUUAGUUGGAGCACGGCUUAUUGCUCAUGCAGGUUCUCUUUUGAAUUUGGCCAAACAUGCAGCUUCUACAGUUCAGAUUCUUGGAGCAGAAAAGGCACUCUUCAGAGCUCUAAAGUCUAGACGAGAUACCCCUAAGUAUGGUCUUAUUUAUCAUGCUUCACUUGUAGGACAGACAAGUCCCAAACACAAAGGAAAGAUUUCUCGAAUGUUGGCAGCCAAAACUGUUUUGGCUAUCCGGUAUGAUGCUUUUGGUGAAGAUUCCAGUUCUGCAAUGGGAGUUGAGAACAGAGCCAAAUUAGAGGCCAGGUUGAGGACCUUGGAAGAUAGAGGGAUAAGGAAAAUAAGUGGCACUGGAAAGGCAUUAGCAAAAGCAGAAAAAUAUGAACAUAAAAGUGAAGUGAAGACUUACGAUCCUUCUGGUGACUCUACACUGCCAACGUAUUCUAAAAAACGUAAGAUAGAACAGGUAGAUAAAGAGGAUGAAGUAAUUGAAAAGAAGGCCAAAAAAGCUAAGGUGAAAAUUAAAGUUGAAGAAGUAGUAGAAGAAGAAGAAGAAGAGGAAGAAGUACUAGUGGUGGAAGAACAGGAGACAUCUAUGAAGAAGAAGAAGAAAAAGGACAAGAAGAAACACAUUAAGGAAGAACCACUUUCUGAGGAAGAACCAUGCACCAGCACAGCAGUUCCUAGUCCAGAGAAAAAGAAGAAAAAGAAAAAAAAGAAAGAUAAUGAAGACUAGUGGAAAGGAAUCGUAAUUGAAUCACCUGGAUACAUCAUGCUAAAGAUUCAGGAAUAUGCCAGAGAUGCUCUCUAAAAUAAUUGCGGAAAGGUUGGAUGAAACUGGUUAUUCACCUAUAGCUUUUCAAAACCUAUUUGUGUCUUAACAUUGACUGUUAACUUUAUUAUGUCAUCAUUUCUUAGUCUUUGUUAUACAAAUAAAACUAUUUUCUUUGUAUUUUAA
Hipposideros armiger (great roundleaf bat) is the source of this 2073-nucleotide messenger RNA. It is a transcript of the gene NOP58, whose product is annotated as NOP58 ribonucleoprotein. Gene Ontology annotation, molecular function: snoRNA binding. The record is from RefSeq and is a predicted model, not a curated record. The transcript has 15 exons. Lineage: Eukaryota; Metazoa; Chordata; Mammalia; Chiroptera; Hipposideridae. Bases 241 to 1851 code for a protein of 536 amino acids. Gene Ontology annotation, cellular component: small-subunit processome; box C/D methylation guide snoRNP complex.